Messenger RNA from Durusdinium trenchii, 1959 nucleotides. Lineage: Eukaryota; Dinophyceae; Suessiales; Symbiodiniaceae. The record is from the annotation of a GenBank genome assembly.
AUGUCAAUGCCCGUCUUUGCCCGGAUCAGUGAUCAGGUUGCACUAUCCGCAAACUGUGAUGAGCUGGCUUCUUUGCGCGGCUUUAUCAAGACCAUGUCUGCGGAAUUUCCACUUGAAAGCUUCCGUUGCCAAUGCAAGCACAUUGGUGACAUUGUGAACGCUUGCAGCACCCCUCCUACUGACAUCACAUCGACCCUGGAUACUAUGAAGAAGGCAGGCACAGAGGCUUCUGCUUUGGUCUCUUUCCGGUGCCUACCCCAGGGAAAGAAGCUCAUGGCUCUGGCUGAGGAGUUUGCAUCCACCAAGACACACUUGGUUCAAUUUCUCAAGGGCAUGAAGGAUAUUUGCUUUGAAGCUGACACAUGCUUCGACAGCCUGGACGGGCUCAAUCAGGAAGCUGCAUGUGGGAAGCUUCAAGGCCUCACUUCAGGAAUGAAGAAGCUCUUGGCACAGUGUGAUCCAUCCAAAGAUGAAGGGUGUGCAGCUGCUGCGGACGAUGCUAGGAAGAAGCUCUCUCACCUUGCACUUCACCUAGUCAGCCACCAUUUGAAGCUGGAUGGGUUGCCGUGGCUGCAAGUCACGCAAGUCCAAACAACCGCUUUGAAGGCCACCAGGACUAUGUCGAAGCCACCAGCGUUUCCUGUGCUGAAGAUGAACUAUUUGCUGGAGUCCUCAUCAACUCAAAAGGUCUCCACCCUCAGUGAACUCGAGAAAUUCUAUGAUUGUCUUGGCGCUCUCGCAGUGCAAGUCGACUUGAACUUUCGCACUGUUCCAGGCUCUGCUACCUCGCAAGAGCUACGAUCCAUUGCAGUGGAGCUUUGUUCAAGCUAUACCACCUGGCUUCAUUCCAAGAAUGCACUUCUAGUGUCAAAUCCAUCCGCAUUUGGGGUCAUUCAAGCGUUUGAUGAAGAGGUGAAGCACCUCAUUACAUCGUCUUGCUUUAGGACAUGGGCUGAAGCAGUCGACCUACCGAUCCAGGUUGUGUCUAAGCUUGUUAGCACAGCCUGGAGAGUCGAUUCCAACGCACUACCUGAUGACAUGGUGCAAAAGGCCGAGGAUUGUAUUCCAAAUGCCCAGUUGCUUGCCACGGGGCUGGAGGAAGGAAAUGGGAGCGAGUCAGACAUCACCAAGUCAGUGAAGGGUGCCACAGACUUUCUCAGUAGAAUUGUCAAGUUCAGCAAGGUUGUGCAGUCUGAUGAUGCUGAUUCUCCACCAAGUGCAUCCGGUGUGAUCCAAUUGUUUGACCUUAUGAUGUCUCUCGGGCUUGCUUCCUCGUCUUUGGAGAAAGACAUCAAGCUCGACAAGACUGUGCUGAUGCAAAAGGCAGAAGAGCUAUACAAGGUGAUUUGGUCAGACGAAGUUCGGAAACAUUCCCAGGACAAUACCAUCGUUGAGGGGCAGAUGUUGGUGGAUUUCUUGGAAGGGUUGCACAUCACCAUGAACAAGACCUUCUCGUUUUUGGCUGAUCAGCAUUCACAGACCUUGGUGAACCUGCAGGGCGAGUUGCAGCACUUCAAGCACUUCCCAGAGACCAAGGAGGGCAACGAGGAAGCUUUUCUCAGUCAUUGGGGCACCGGUGACAGCUACAAAAAGUUCUCAAGUCUUCUUGAUCGAUUGGAAUCCAGCUUGUCCUCCCUCAAGGCAGAUUGCGAAGUCAUGAAAGUGCCUGUGGAACAGCUCGUGCCAUCUGUUCAACAGGCUGAAGCAGAGCGGAAACAGUGUUUGCUGGUGGUCACUGUUUAUGCUGCUCUCAAGAUCUUGUGGUCACAAGCUGCCAAAUGCAAGUCCGCGAGCCUCCGUCCCUCUGUGCAAAAGCUUCUGGAGUUUGCCAAAGCCAAAGCAGUUGAAGUGCCACCAUUUGUGAUCAAAGGGCUGCAGCAGUUGCUGGGCACACUUCAGGAUGCAGCCGCCCCAAGCGGAAAGAAGCGUAAGUCUCCAGAAUGUGGCGCAAACAAGUGA